Molecule: messenger RNA, 1479 nt
Organism: Lachancea nothofagi CBS 11611
Lineage: Eukaryota; Fungi; Ascomycota; Saccharomycetes; Saccharomycetales; Saccharomycetaceae
Source: the annotation of a GenBank genome assembly
AUGAAACACAGAGCCACUACCAUCCUCAAGGUUUCAGCCAGAUCAAGAAGCAACAAGAUGGGAAGUAUUAGGGAAUUGUACGAGAAAAGCGGACAAUCGGCAUUGUUCGAGCAUUGGGACCGUUUGAGUGACGCACAGAAACGUGAAUUCGAAAGGAAUCUGGAAGCAACCGCGGCCAAGAAUGCGCCCGAGAAGCUGGUAGGAGACUGUAAAAGAGCCAUUGAACUAAGCUCGGGAGACUCGGAUGAUGUAGGAGCUAUCAAGCCAUUGCCUAGUGGGUCCUAUGAAUCCACUUUAGGAGAGCCGGCCGUGGAACAAGAAUACAGAGAUCUGGGACUUCGAGAACUCGCUGAAGGUCGUGUUGCUGUUAUACUAAUGGCUGGUGGCCAAGGAACCAGGUUGGGCUCUUCGCAGCCUAAAGGCUGCUACGAUAUACAGCUACCUUCCGCGAAAUCACUUUUUCAAAUUCAAGCCGAAAAACUGUUACGUUUGCAAGAAUUAGUCAAAACUCCAGCUCCCAUUCCAUGGUAUAUUAUGACCUCCAAGCCUACACGUCAAUCUACUGAGCAGUUUUUCCAGGACCAUGAGUAUUUUGGGCUUUCCAAGCAUCAAAUUACGUUCUUUAACCAAGGAACGCUACCUGCAUUUGACCUGAAAGGUGAAAAUCUGUUACUAAAUUCCCCAACGGAACUAGUUGAGUCUCCAGACGGUAAUGGGGGUCUAUAUCGUGCUAUCAAAGACAAUGGGAUUCUGGAAGACAUGGUGGCUAAAAACAUAAGGCACAUUCACAUGUAUUGUGUUGAUAAUGUACUGGUGAAACUUGCAGAUCCCGUUUUCAUAGGUUUUGCACUAAAAAACAAGUUCGAAUUAGCUACGAAAGCUGUUCGUAAAAGAGACGCCUCAGAAUCUGUGGGCUUGAUUGCAAGCAAACAUGGAGCACCAUGUGUAGUUGAGUACUCUGAGAUCUCAAAAGAAAUGGCUGAAGCUACCGACAAAGAGGGCCUUUUAAAGUUCAGAGCUGCCAAUAUUGUCAAUCAUUAUUACUCCGUUAAUCUACUGCAACGUGAAUUGGAAGCAUGGUGUGAGUCUAUGCCUUAUCACAUCGCUAAGAAAAAGAUCCCCGUCUAUAACAAUAAGACCGAAUCUUACUUGAAGCCCACAGAACCUAAUGGGAUCAAAUUGGAGCAGUUCAUAUUUGACGUUUUUCCUAAGGUCGCAAUGGACAAGUUCGGCUGCCUAGAAGUUGAUAGGUCGAGCGAAUUCUCUCCAUUGAAAAAUGCACCAGGUACUGCAAACGAUAACCCAGAAACGAGUCGUGCAGCCUACUUGAAUUUGGGUACCUCAUGGUUGGAACAUGCGGGUGCCAAGGUCGCAUCCGGUGUACUUAUUGAAGUUCCAGGAAAAAUAAGUUACGGUGGUGAACAUUUGGAGAGCUAUAAAGGUCAAAGUUUCAACGAGAAUCUGACCAUUUUGCAUUAA